Molecule: messenger RNA, 816 nt
Organism: Eremothecium gossypii ATCC 10895
Lineage: Eukaryota; Fungi; Ascomycota; Saccharomycetes; Saccharomycetales; Saccharomycetaceae
Product: AFR043Wp
Exons: 1
Coding region: 1-816 (271 amino acids)
Biological process (GO): sterol biosynthetic process
Cellular component (GO): endoplasmic reticulum
Source: RefSeq, marked provisional
AUGUCAAAAAAGAAGCACGAAGAAGAGUGCGGUGAGCGCGCUGGCGGCAAGGUUGGCAGCCCCAUCGUGGUGGCUGCAAGUACGGACUCCAUGAGUAUGCUUACGAAGCCUCAACUGUUUGGGAUAUACGAUGAAGAAAUAGUGGAAAGCGAGGAUACAGAAAUAUAUGAAGAGGCUAAGAAGUCAGCGGGCCGGAUGCUGGACGACAUGGGCAGCGUGGGCGCGCGGUCGCGCGUGCGGACUCGGUCGCAGAAGUACAUGCAUCUUGUAUCUUCGCUAGUGAUACUGGGGAUUUCGGGUAUCGCGUAUCACCAGCUGAGCCGCAACCUGCACGACAACGACCUGCUGCAUGAGGACUUCACGUCGCGGCCGCUGGUGCUGGGCGUGAAGCUGUGCCAGCAGCUGAGCUUCGGCAUGUUGCCGACGUGGGCGGGCUACGCAGUGGAGGGUAUUUUGUUUGGCUCGCUGCUGCCAGCAGUGGACUACUGGCGGCGCAUCUCGGUCGGCAAAGUGAACCUCUCUGGUGUACUGAGGUCCAUUAACGCGAUGCUCGGCGUGUCUUUCGGCAUCCGGCGCGUGGAGUGGUCCUCCUCGUUGCAGGCUAGUGGAGCGUGGUUCCUGCUGGACGGCAUCCUGUGGCUGUUCUUCGACGGGUCGUUUUCCGUGUUCCUUCUCGGGUUUGCCGUCGGCCUGGUGACCGCGGUGACCUGCUAUGAAGAGAUCACCGACUUCUCGCAACUGCUGUACUUCAUCGACUUCUACUUUCUAGGGCUGCUGUUCUUCGGGAGGCUCGGGCGCUACCUCUACCAGCGCUGA